AAAUCUAUUGUUUUGAAAGUUGAAUUUUGUAGCAAUGCAGAUGCGCGGUAUUUUAAAUUUUGUUGUUGAAUUUAUAUUAGAAACUAUUGAAUUUUCUUAGUAGAUGUGUAUAAUACUAGAAACCGUAUCUUAAAAUCCGUCCAAAGUGGAUGUAUUGUCUAUAAAAUUCCUUGUAAAUCUUAAAAAUAUACAACCAUUUUUAAUUUUUAAACCUAAUCGGUAAAACCUGGAUGAUGGAAGGCGUUAGCUCUCGGACUCAAGUUGUGUAUAAUAGUAGGGAUCAAAGUAUUAACAAUAGUGCCUUCAAAAGUGGUUACGAGCUAGAUCUGUGGCAGGAAGUGAGAAAACGUUGGAUGGUGGUGGGAGUGCUGCUGGCGAUGUCGCUGGCCGUGCUGGCGCCGCGGCUGGGGGCUCCCGGAGGGUUUCUGCACUCGGAGUACGUGUCGUACCUGCCGCUGUGGUACAUCUACUUCGCGGCGGGGCGCACGCGCGCGCACGCUGCCCGCGCGCGCCUCUACGCGCUCACGGCGCUGCACGCGCAGCUGGGCGCCGCCGCGCUGUGCGCCGUCGCCGUCAGCGCGCUCGCCGCCGCGCUCGACCGCAGGGUCAUUGAGGGAGCGAUGCUGGCGUCGGUGGCGCGGCCGUGCGCGUGGCUGCCGCUGUCGCUGUCGCAGGACGGCGUGACGCCCGCGCUGGCCGCCGUCAACUACGCCGCGUCCUUCGUGCUGUCGCCGCUCGUGCACCUGCUGCUGUGUGGACGAAUCCCAAUACCUCUAAUUAAACGCGUAUUCAUAACUAUUGCGACGGCUUUUGUACCGUUUACACUCGGUACUUUGGCGCAGAAGACUGAUAUAGAUCCUCGUAGUAGUAAAGUAUCAGCUCUGGUGAUACUAUACACAGAGUGUUGCCAGUUGUUGAGAGAAGCGGAGGGAAGCUUAUACAUUACUGAUGUGAUGGCAACACUAUUCCUAGUAAUAAGCUGGUUAACAACGGUGGCUACGUCCAGCUAUCUCUAUGUCAAGUGUGGAAUGUUAACGCUGAACGAGGCGCACGCAUUGUUGCUGGUUUCUACGCCCAAAUCUAUUCAUAUUGAAUGGAUAUCGGCAACACUAUGCACAGCGUCAGGACUUGCUCGACUUCCGGCUGUUUUUAUAGCGCCCGCUCAAGCGCUGUUGCUAGCGGCUAUCACAGGUGAUGAUCAAGGUGAUGAUGAUAAUGCCGAUGAUGGUGAUAGUGAUGAGUUGCCUAGAUAGAAUCUAGCGGAAUGACAACAGAUAGAAGCAGCGUCGGUGUUUAAAAAUUCAAGAUCCGAUUUUUAGGCGAUUAUUAUCAAAUCUUUACCUAGACCUUUAGGCGAUUAUUAUUCUUACUUUAUCUAUUAGACCCUGUUCUUUUACCUUUCUUUAGGCGAUUAUUAUCAAAUCUUUACCUAUUAGACGCUGUUCUAAAGCGAUUUUAAAUCGGUAGAUAUAAACGGGUUGUUUAAAAAUAUUGCACGUGAUGUAAAAGAGAAUGUAAUGUUAGAUUGCAAUGGCGAGUUGCGGUGAUUUUAAAGAGACAUUUGAUUUCAUUAGGUAAGUGACUCAUUUUUGUUUUAGUAGCCAUUUUAUUUUUCAUUAGGCAAUUCGUCGUACCUAUUUUAUUAGCAAUUUGUCUAUGCAAUCUAAUAAUACAGUCAUAUUUGUUAAACUCGAAGCCUUCCCGGUAACGUAUAUUGUGAUGAUGGUAGUGAGAAUGAAUUUUUGUAGAUAACAUAGGAAUUAGUUUUUAUCAUUGUUGCUAUUUAUAGAUAGUUUAGAUUCAAGCCAUACAAAAUGGUUUGUAAAGCGGAACAUUACACAAAAGUAUUAUACCCCAAAAUUGCUUCAAAGCACGCGAUAUUAGUUGAUUAUGAAUUAAUGAGCUCUGUCUAAUUACCAAAUUUUACAAUACUCUGCUGAAUUUGACCUACUGUUAAAAAGAGGCCUUAGAAAAUAUAGCCUUAAGUAUGUAGUUUUUAAGCAAGACAAAAGGAAUUUCCAUCCUGUAUGAAUGUAGAUUUCGCAACAGUUGCAAUGUUUGUUGCUAAGCAACCGGUAUGAAAAAAAUGCAGGAAUAUAGAAUAGGACAUGCUGUGUGAGGUAUUUGCAAUGUGAUUUUCGAUAUACGAUAAUAAUAAACUCAUGUGACUUCACGUUCAAUGACUUACACUAUAAGUAGAUAAAUUCGGGAUUCUUCUCAGUAGUAAUAAAAUUUAAAAGGUUGUAAUUUUAAAAGAAAAUGUUUCAUAGUUUAUAUUUAAUAUUUCCUAGAACAAGUGUGCUCAUAAAUUUCCAAUUUUAAAAGUAAUCAUAAUAAAUAAUAUUUGAUAGCAACGAAAUUAUUAUUCCAAGUUCGUUGGGUCCAGUUAUUGUGUAAUUAGUUAUAGGUUGUUGACAAUUUUUAAAAAUAAAGUUAUUUCUUCUGAAUACGA
Molecule: messenger RNA, 2452 nt
Organism: Bicyclus anynana (squinting bush brown)
Lineage: Eukaryota; Metazoa; Arthropoda; Insecta; Lepidoptera; Nymphalidae
Product: sodium/bile acid cotransporter 7-like
Exons: 7
Coding region: 231-1253 (340 amino acids)
Source: RefSeq, a predicted model, not a curated record